GCUUGAAGUCACCGGAGGCGACCUCACCGUCGGCUCGUACCAACAAGACACGGGUUCGACGUUGGAGGUUGGUAUCGGCCUCGUUGAGGGGGGAGAACUAUCGGUUCUGAAUACGGCGGUUCUCAGCGGAGACCUGAGCCUCAAGCUGCUCGACGAUGAUUUGCCCAGCGCGGGAGAUUCACGCAUCCUGCUCGACGCCGGAGCCGAUCUCCUCGGCGCGUUCGAGAACAUCGCCAGUGGCGACCGCCUCGAGACGCUGGACGGACAAGGGAGCUUCCUCGUCCAUUACGGCGCCAAUAGCCCGUACGGCGCCGAUCGGUUGGUGCUCGACGCUUUCGAGAUCGCCGGCUUGCGUGGCGACUACAACGGCGACGGGCUCGUCGAUGCGGGGGACUACACCGUUUGGCGGGACGCGGUUGGGUCGAACGUGGCGGCUUACGCCGGGGCGGAUGGGAACGGGGACGGGGUCGUGGAUGACGAAGAUCAAGCCGUUUGGGCGAAUCACUACGGGGCUUCGAUCGAAGCGGCGCUGGCGCAGGCCGUGCCGGAGCCGGGAGGCGUUGGGUUGGCGGUCUUGGCGGCGAUCAUUGGUGGAUGCCGUCGAAAGGGGUCGGGCGGUCGUGACUAUCACGACGGUAUCCGCAAACUCCGCGCGGCGGCCGCUAGCGGUCUGCACCGGCGGCUCCUCCUCCUAGAUCGGGAUUGGCAAGACGCCGUUGAGGGGUUGUUCGCCGCACCGCCCCGUCGGCCAAUGGGCCCGCGGCCAUUACGGGUGAUGCGGUUGGAGCGGCGGCGGGUGCUCAGCGCCGACUUCUCGCUGACCGCGACGGGGUUGGUGCUCAGCGGGUUCGACGACGCCGGGGGCGACACCCUGGCGGUCCAGCAGGACGGGGACGACUACCUGUUCACUAGCGGCAAUGGUUGGGAGCAGCACGAGCCUAACCAACUCCCCGAGGGAGUGACGAUCGAUGGCGACACGUUAUCGAUCGAUCGUGCGUUGCUCGAAGGACUCGAGGACGGCCUGACGAUCGAGGGUAGCCUCGGCCAUCAGUUGGACGUGCGGCUGGGCGACGCAGACUUCUCCGGCCUGUCGGGGCCGGUGACGCUCGACGGCGUGACCUCGGUCGGUCAAGAGCAGCCCUUCGCGCUGGUGACGGCGCCGACGGACGGGUUCCAACUGAUCGUCGCGCCGAGCGGCACGGUGCUGUCGAGCCUCAACGUGUCGGGCGACCUGAACAUCGUCUCGAUCGGCGGCUCGAUCACCGACGCGCCUGGCAGUGAGAUCCUCAUCAGCGGCAACGCGACCUUCACCUCGCGCGCCGCGAGCCCCGCUGGCGACUUCAACGGCGACGGCAUUGUUGAUGACGUGGACCGCACCGAGCACUGGGCGAAGAACUAUGGCAUGACGAGCGGCGCCACGAAGUACCACGGCGACGCCAACGGCGAUGGGCGCGUGGACGCGGCCGACUACACGGCGUGGCGCGACACGCUCGGGCAGACGGGGCAGGGGGGGAUCGAGCUGGCGAACGAGACGGGCGACCGGCUGGUGAUUGGCGGCGUGGCGACGUUCGACGCGGCGGAGCCCGAGGGGACGCACGACAUCUACGUCGGCGUCGGGGGCGUGGCGGAGUUCGGCUCGGUCAACGCGUACGGCGCGAACGUGAUCAUCCACGAGGACGCGACCGCGGGCGACAGCGGGCCGACGACGGUGUUGGGCAGCAUCGAGGCGUAUACGCUGCAGAUCGAAUCGGGUGGGCAGAUCACAACCUCUGUCUUCGAGCCGAUCACAGUGCUGGGCGACGCGUCGUUCGUCGUGACCGAGACGGCGAUGAUCGCUGAUGGGCCGCUCGUGCAGGCGAUCAUGCUUAGCAGUCCAUCGGCAGGCGGCAUCACCCGCCGAACGAUCGGAGGCGUCGCCACAUUCAUCGUUGAACAGCCGACGACGCCGGUUGAAGGAUUUCGUGGUCCGAAGGGAAUCGAUGUCGGUGUUGGAUCGACCGGCCGAUUUGCGGGAGGCUUCAACGCUGGCUCGCUGCGUUUCUACGCGCCCGGUGCGACCGUGCGCAUCGCCGAGGACAGCGACGCGGUGCUCGCAGGGUGGGGAGCGGGAGAUCGGGUUGACGCCAGUGUCGCUCACACGCUCGAGCUGCAAUCAAGGCUGGGGAUGAUCAGCGACGAUGCGGACGCGGUGGUGCGGAUCAGCGGCGACGCGGCGUUCUACUCUGACACGACGAUGGUACUGGCCGAUGGCGGCGCGGCGAAUACUUUGUCGGUCGAUGGCCUCGCGACUUUCGUCCAGAAUCCCAAUGCGGCGGGCAUCGACGUCGGCGUGGACUCGGCGGGCGCCGCCGCGGCGGCGACGUUCAAUACGGGCACGCUGCGAUUUAGCUCGAACAGCGGGGCGGUCCGCAUUGCCGAGGACAGUAGCACGGUGUUGGUAGGCUGGACGACGACGCCGGGGCCGACGGUUUUCCCCUACCUGUUUUACCCAAUCACUGGGACGAGAGUCGCGCGCGCAUUGCAGAUCACCUCGGCGGGUUCGAUUACCGACGAUGCAGACUCCUUAGUAAACGUCGGUAGCGCGACCUUUGUCGCCAAGGACGAGAUUAUUCUUGCUGACACGGAUCCAUUUGAUCCGUUUGACACGUUCUACAAUCGACUGACCGUCUCAGGCAUCGCCACUUUCAUCUCUACCGAUGGCGAUGACAUCUCGGUCGGGGUUGGCGCCGCCGGUUCGGCGGCCGUGGCCCUGUUCGACGCCGGGUCGAUCCGCUUCGUGUCGGUGGGCGGUGACGUGCGGAUCGCGGAGGACAGCAGCACGGCUCUCGCUGGCUGGGCGUCAGACACGAUCGCUCCGUCGAUCCCACUGCCAACGCCGACGAUCAGCAUUGCGGGAAAUUUGGAACUCUCUUCGACCGGUUCGAUCACCGACACGUUCGACGCAAGGAUCGACGUCGCAGGCGAUGCGUCGUUCAGCGCGGGGCAGAGUAUCAUUUUGGCCGACUUUGCCCCACUUGUCUUUAGCGGCCCGGCGCCGACUUCGUUAAACGUGGGCGGUGUAGCGACGUUCGUGUCAGGUAAUGGAAGCGCCUUGCGAGUGGGCACGAUUGAUAGCGACUGCGAGCCGCUGGCGAUCUUCCAAGCCGGCGGCCUCCGCUUCUCCGCGCCGAACGGGACCGCGCGCAUCGUCGAGGGCGACGGCACGCACUUCGUUGAUUGGAUGACGACGCCGGUGUCGCCGCUGACUGCCCCUCCUAUCGUAUCCGUGGCGCCGAUGGCGACCGAAGCGAAGACGAUCGAAGUUUAUAGCGGUGGCGGCAUCACCGACGCAGCCGACGCCGUCAUCAUCGCCAGCGGCCGCGACGCCAGCGGUGAUCGCGUUUACGACCCGACGGCCAGCGCGACGUUCGUCGCCACGCAGUCGAUCACGCUCGCCGACGGCGGCGUCGAGAACAAGCUGAUCGUCGAUGGCGGCGUUACGUUCGCCGCGGCAACGGGCGUGUUGCAGACUGUCAGCGUCGGCGCGGCGGGAGACGGCGUGGCGGCGGCGGAGUUCGUCGCGGGGACCCUCCGCUUCGCGACGCAGGGCCGGGUCCUUCGUUUCGCCGAGGACGCUUCGGCGACGUUCAAGGACGUCAUUUACGAUGAAACGCCCGGCACGGUGCUGGCCGGUUGGGACGCCGGUGCGACCUCGCCGCUCGUGCCGGCCGGCGUCGACCGCAGCGCGGCGUUGGGCAUUGAGCUGGUCUCCGCCGGGCCGAUCACCGACACGGCGGGCGCCGUUAUUGAAGUGACGGGCAACGCGGAGUUUUUGGUCACGGACACGGCGGGGCUGGGCGUCGAUGACAAGGCGAUCACGCUCGCCGACGACAACGCCGAGUCGACGAUCAAUCGCUUCACCGCCGGCGGCUACGCGACCUUUGUCACGCUCGGCGGCGGCGAGAUCGACCUUGGUAGGGCUUCUGACGGUGACCUCGCAGCAGCGACGUUCAACGCCGGCGCGUUGCGCUUUUACGCUCCGGACGCCGCGGUGCGCAUCGGCGAGGACAGCGGCACGUCGCUGGCCGGCGAGACGACCAACUGGGUGCUUGGUUUUGGUCGGCCGUUGCCGGCGAGCGUGGCGGGAUCGCUGCAACUUACGUCGGACGGCGUCAUCAGCGAUGAGGCGACAGCCCGCGUCGAAGUCAGCGGCGACGCCUCGUUUACGGUUUCGUCAACGGUAAACGUCGGCGAGGACCGCGCGAUCGUGCUGGCGAAUCAGGGCGGCGACAACCGUCUCGUCGUUGAUGGUUUGGCGCAAUUCACUGUCCUUAGUGAUAGUGCGAAGGGCAUCGACCUUGGUGUGACAGCGAUCGGUACGCCCGCCGAUGCGGUUUUCAUGGCGGGGUCGCUGGCGUUUAGCACUCCUGGCGGCAUUGUCCGUAUCGCUGAAGACAAUGGAACGUUGCUCGCCGGCGUACCUAGCCAGGCCGGUGGUUUAGAGUUGACCUCGGCCGGCGCGAUUACCGAUGCGGCGGACGCCAAGGUGCUGGUUACAGGCGACGCGAAGUUCACCGUCGGCACGAUCGCCGACGUCGCCGGCCCGGCGGCGAUUGUGCUUGCCGACGGCGAUGCCGCGAACGAGUUGGUGGUCGGCGGGCACGCCAACUUUAUCGUGAACCAAGUCCCCGCAGGAAGCCCGAAGGGGAUCGACGUUGGGGUCGUCCCCGCGACCGGCGCCCCGGCGGCCGCGUUGUUUACGGCCGGCACGCUCGGCUUUAGCGCGCAGGGGGGCAUGGUCCGAUUGGCGGAAGACAACGACACCGUGCUCGGCGGCUUGAGCACGGCGCAGGACCUCGAGUUGCUGUCGGCGGGCUUCAUCACGGAUACGGACAGCGUCACGACGGGCGAAAUCGUCGCGGCGACCUCGGUCGAGGUGACGCAGACCGCCAAGCUGAAGGCCGGCCUCAACGGCGAGAACGACGUGACGCUCGGCGCGGGCGCGGCGGCGUUCAGCAUGGCCGAUGGCGAUGGGAACAACCCCCAGCUGUUCAACGACGCGCAGUACCUGGCGGUGCAGGCGGAGAACGUCUCGAUCCACGCCGACUCGGGCGUCAACGUCCGGACGGGCGACGCGCCGCUGUCGAACCUCGACAACUACUCGCAGUUCGCCGGCACGUUCUACCUCGCCGCGACGGGGCACGUUACGCAGGUGACGACCGCGGCGCCGAAGGCGCUCGCGGCGGACAAGAUCUCGGUCGCGUCGGACAACGGGGCGGUGCUGCUGCGCUUGGUCGAGCUGACUAGCACGGGCACGGACCCGAACUUGCAGAUCAAGUCGGGCGGCUCAGUGGCGUUGAGCCAGCCGCUGGUGGGCGGCGGCACAGUGGGCGGUAAGUUCGCCGGCUCUGAUAUCCCGUCGCCAACGAGCCCGGCCUUCGCGCCGGUGAUCGUCGAGGCGGACGACCCGCUGACGGGCGUGCGGCCUGAUAUGCCCGCGCGCUCUGGCGACGAGGGCUUUGAGGACGUGCUGCUGACGGGCGGUGAGAACGCGCGGCUCUCCGAAGCGGUCCGCCUGCCGAAUGGUGAUUACGUCGUCGAUCACUUGCUCGAGGACGGCGGGCAGACCCGCACGAUCGAUGACCUCUACACGAUGAUCGUCGUCGUCAGCGGUGACGCCAACGUCGGCGACGUUCACGAUCCGAACACCGACGCGCGGCGCGACGUUGAUGCGGCCGAGGCCCGCGGCGUGGCGGUCGAGGACGGCGGCAAUGCGUUCCUCGCAACGACGGCUGGCGGCGAUCUGUUCUUCACCAACCGCAACCGCGAAGGGGGCGACGAACUCGACGGCAUCGCGGUGCAGAUGGCGGGCGGCGUCUUCACGGCGAUCGCGGCCGGCACGCUGCGGAUCGACACCGAGGACCCCGACAACCUCGCAACGGGCCUGCGGACAACGCGGCUCGUGAGCCGGACGGGGACCGUCACGAACGUCAACUCCGAUGACCCGAAUGGCUUCGGGCCGCGGGCGAUCCUCGACCCUUCGACCGAAGAAGGAAACGCCGCGACAAGCGGCCUGGUGCGUGCCGACCAGAACUUCGAGCAACGGGUCACGAUGGCCCUAGGGUCGCGCGGCGAGGACAACCUGCUCGUGGAAGUCGAGUGGGCCGACACGGCCGACAUCCGCCAGUACAGCAACGCCAACGUCCGUCUCGCGCCCGGCACGAACCUGCCGACCAAUACGGUGGGAUCGACGGACGUGCCUGGAUCGCGGCCCUAUGCGGAUGUCGUGCAGACGCCGGUCGAGACGAUCGAGGCGAACGUCGCCGACCCCUCCGUCACGGGCUACCAGUACCAGACGCUCGCUGGCGCCAGCCGCGUGGCGACGAUCACACACAACUACGACGAGGCGUUCGUCCCGAACAACCCGGCGCAGAACCGACUGCCGACGACGGUGCGGGUGUUCAACGACGCGGCGAUCAACCUCUUCGACCAAGGGGGCGUGCGGAACCUCAACAGCGUGAGCUUCUCGAUCGCGCCGCGGAUCAUCACGCUGCCGCCGCCGGGAUACUUCAUCAUCUCCGAGCCCGACCUGCCGCAGCAGUACGAGCCGGUGAGCGUGACGUUGCCGCGUUCCGAGCCGACGCAAGUGACGCAGCAGACGACGCUCGACGAGGGCCGCGCCGUUUCGGUUUCAACCACCGAGGAAGUGUGGUACGGCCGUGUCGAUGAACAGGGGGAGUGGGUCGUCGAUAUCCCCGGCGAGAAAUGGCCGCGGAUUCACGAGGACGCCGAGGGCGACUUCCUGCGCGAGAUCCGCGACAAGAUCGACGAGGGCCCGUACUCGGAGGGCCGGUACGUCAUCAAGGUGGUGACGCUACGCAGCGAGCAGCUGUUGGAGGAAUGGGUAAAGGGGGACGAUGCGGAAGCUGACGACGGAAUGGCGACGAAGCCCUCCGCUGUUCCUACAACUGACGGACCUGCUGCCGAAGGGCCUGCCGAGGAAGCCGACUUACCCGCCGAAGAAGCUCGUCCUGCGACGCCCGCGGUGAACGGGCCGGUUGAGGCGCCGGCUGUGGGCGCCCCGCAGGGGGCGCCGCUGGGGCUCUUGGAGCUGGAGUCGGCCCCGGUGGACGCACGCCACACGGCGUUCGCGGCGAUGGCGGCGGUCGGCGUCUGGCGGCGUCGCCUUAAUGACGCCGGACCGUUUACACUGGACGCCGACGGUGUGGCGUUCACCCGUGUGAAGCGGCAACGGGCACGCAUUGAAGGCAAACAGUCGAUGACGGAUGUCGACGCAUUCUUGGACGACCUCGACCGCCUCGCCACGACGGCGGCGACUGACGAUGCUGCGGCGUUCUACCGCCAGUUACUGCCCGCUGCGUCGAUGGCGAUUGGCGCCGACGCGGCCGAGUAUGUCGCGUCCGCGGGCGCCGUGGAUCAUCGGCCGCAGCGUUGGAACCUGACGGGCCCGCUGGUCGAAGCCGACAGGGUUCAGCGGGUCCGCCUCGACGGCAUGCCGCGCAUCGUGCCGGGGCUCGACGGCGAGCCGGUGGUCGCUGUGCCUGUCGAAUCGGCGAGCGGCCCGGUGGGCGUGAUCGCCUUCCGGCUGGGCGACAGCGCGGCGACGCCCGAGCGCAGCAUCGAGCUCGCCGCCGCGGUCGCGGAGAUCGCGGGACGUUACGAGUUGCGUUGCGAGUCGGGCCGUGUGCAGAGAGCCCAGACGCGGCUGGCGCGGAUCGAGAAGCUGCUGGUGCGGCUCCACUCGAAGCGGGGCCUCCGGCCGAUUGCCCACGAGGCGGCGGAGCAGGGGCGUUUGGCGGCCGGAUGCGACCGGCUGUCGGUGCUGACGCCGACCGCGGACGGGUGGCGGAUCGUCACGGUGAGCGGCGUCGCACAGGUGAGUCGACGCAGCGACGCGGCCCGCGCGAUCGAGCGGAUCGCAAACGCGGCGCUGCGUGGCGGCGAGCCGCUUCGCUACCCCAGCGACGACGGCCGACCGUUGUCGCCUCCGAUCGCCGACGAAGUCGAUCGCUACUGCGAGGCCUCGGGUGUCCGCGCGUUGCGGGUGCUGCCGUGCGUCGCCCCCGCCGACGGGGAUUCACUUGACGACGCGCCGCGGCUGGCGAUGCUCGCCGAAUGGUUCGACGGGGCGGUCGAUGAUGAAGGCGACGCGAUGCUGGCGGCGCUCGCACGGCACAUGGGCGUCGCGGCGAUGCGGGACCGCUCGGGUGGUUGGGGCUGGGCGCCGCUGAGCCGCACAGCGACGGCGCUGGCGGUUGUCGGGCUGUUGUUGGCGGCGGUUGUGUUCGCGCUAGUGACGCCGGCGACGUUGUGGCUGCAAGUGGAUGGGCGCUUCGAGCCGGUGGACCAGGCGUGUGUCUUCGCGCCGCUCGAUGGCGUCGUUCGUGAGGUGCUCGUCAAGCAAGCCGACCAAGUGAGCCGGGGGCAGCCGCUGGUGCGGCUCGAAUCGCCCGACCUGCAACUGAAGCAGGAAGAGGUCGCCGAGGCGAUCGCGGCGACGCAAUCGGAGAUCGCUUCCCUGGAGACCGAGAAGCUCCGCGCGUCACUCCCCGGCCGCGGCGAGGACCGGGACGACGCGACGACGAUCGCCAGCCGCGCGGCGGCGUUGCGCGAGCGGCUCAGCCAUCAGCAGAAGCAGCGGGAGCUGCUCGAAGCGGAAGCGGCGAAACUCCUGGUUACCAGCCCGAUCAAAGGCGAUGUCGUCAGCUGGCGACCGGAGGAUUACCUCGCCGACCGGCCGGUGCGGCGGGGGCAGCGGCUGCUGGAGGUGGCGGCGGACGGCCACUGGCGGCUAGAGCUAGAGGCGCCCGACCACCGCGUCGGGCCACUGCUGCGGGCCCAAGCGACGGGCGAGCCGCUGCGGGUGGAGUACGUGGUGCGUUCGGACCCCGCCCAGACGCACACGGCCGUGGUGACGGCGAUCGCCGACGCCACCCAGACCGACGACGAGGGGAGUCCGGUUGUGCGGGUCGUAGCGGACCCCGCCGAAGCGGCCGUGGCGAAUCCUCGCAGUGGGCUGGGGGUCUCGGCUAAGAUCGAUUGCGGCACCCACUCCCUCGCCUAUGUCUGGCUGCAUGAAGCGAUCGACGCGAUCCGCCGUCGCGUCGUCGAUCUUGACGGUGAGCGAGACAGUCAAGGUUCCAGCGCCCGAGGCGCGACGAUCGGCGAGGUCGACGCACGCGAGCAGCAGCUGUCGGCCGAAGUGAUCGAGCAAGACCUGGCGAUCGCGCGGAGCGAGUCGGAGAGCGACGUCCGCGUCCGCCUCGCCGCGAAAGAGAACAAAGUCGCCGAGGCCGAGCUGAAGCGGGCGACGUCGAUCAACGCCGAGCUGCCCAACACGGUCUCGACCAAAGAGGUCGAGCGAUUGCGGUUGACGAUGGAGAAGUCGGAGCUCGAGAUCGAGUUCGCUAAUUUCGAACGCGAUCUGCUGGCCGCGAAGCUGGGCCGUAUCGAGGCCGACCUGCGGCUGGCGCAGCACCAGGUCGAGAAGAUGCGGGUCACCUCGCCGAUCGGCGGCGUUGUCGCCGAGCUGUUCUGCGAGGCGGGUGAGUGGGUCGAUGCGGGCGAGCCGAUCGCGCGGCUGGUGCGGGUAGAUCAGUUGCGCGUCGAGGGCUUUGUGGGCAUCGACGACGCGCUCGCCGGGCUGGUGAACCGUCCCGUCGUCGUCGAGGCGCUGCUGCCCAGCGGCGAGACGAUCAAAGCCGAAGGCCGUGUCGUUUUCGUUAGUCCCGAGGCUGAGCCCGUGGACGCCAAGGUGCGGUUCUGGGCCGAAGUCGAUAACAGCGCGAUGCGGCUGCGGCCGGGCCUGACGGCGCGGGUGAUGAUCCUCGACGCCGCCGCGGGCGACGCGCCCGUGCAGCCGGCGGCUUACUUCGCGAACUGCCGCCUGCGAGCCCGGCGCGACUUCAUGCUCAGCGCCAGCGGCGACGCGACGGUGGUCAAAGACCCCUUGUCGCUGGAGUACUUCCGGCUCGGCGACCGUGAAGGCUUCUUGCUCCGCACGCUGCGCGACCCGAUGACGGUGGCCGAGCUGACGCGGCGGUUCCAACGGCAGUUCCCCAACGAGCGCGCGACGGGCGAACAGGUGCUCGGCUUCUGCGCGUCGCUCUACGACUGCUCGCUGUUGUUGUCGGACGCCGCGACCGAGCCGCGCAAGCCAUCGGGCAAAGCGCCUUGGUACGCGACGCUGAUGAGCCCGCUGGCGAUCCGCUUGCCGGGCGUUGAUCCAACGCCGCUGCUCGGCGCGCUGCGGCCGCUUGGGUCGCUGCUGUUCGGCAGGGCGUUCGCCGUGACGCUGCUGGUGGCGACGCUGGUCGUCGGUAUGGGGUUGCUCGGCAGGGCCGAGGAACUGACGAUUGAACUGCGGCGGAUGCUCGAUCUCUUCAGCCCGAUGCACGCGCUGAUGGCGGUGGUCGCCGUGGUUGUGGUGAAGGCGUGGCACGAACUGGGGCACGCGAUUGCUUGCCGGCGGAUGGGCGCCGAGUGCCACGAA
Symbiodinium sp. CCMP2456 is the source of this 10492-nucleotide messenger RNA. NCBI's taxonomy places the organism in Eukaryota, Dinophyceae, Suessiales, Symbiodiniaceae. The record is from the annotation of a GenBank genome assembly.